This is a messenger RNA of Neocloeon triangulifer, 1980 nucleotides long. It is a transcript of the gene SmydA-3, whose product is annotated as SET domain-containing protein SmydA-8. The record is from RefSeq and is a predicted model, not a curated record. Gene Ontology annotation, molecular function: protein binding. Lineage: Eukaryota; Metazoa; Arthropoda; Insecta; Ephemeroptera; Baetidae. The transcript has 7 exons. Bases 266 to 1777 code for a protein of 503 amino acids.
GAAAACAGCUGAAGAAAAGUAUUUUGCUCUGUGUUCUAGACGUGUCCGGAAGUGUCUAGAUGGGUUUCGUAGUAAUUCUGCGUGGUAUAUAAGGGUAACGAUGAAGAGAUUGAGAGUUGAUCAGAUCAAUCUGCAAUUCUGCACAGUACUCAUCAAAGCAAAAAGAGAGCUAUUUAAAUAACUCAAAUCGACUGCCGUGUUAGGAAUACAGUUUUAAAAGACCUGAUAUAAAAUUUAGAUUUUUUGAUCAAAUCAUUGUUCAACUAUGAAGCCAGAACAAGUGGCUUAUGAAAUAAAACAGAACGACAAAGUUGGUCGAUACGUUGUGGCUGCAAAAGAACUGGAGGCAGGCGAAGAGUUUCUUGUGGACACCGCAGCCGUCAUCGGGCCAAAGCACCACACUCCUCCCGUUUGCCUGGGAUGUCUCUCCCUAACCUCUGGGGACACUCUUUGCGAGCGCUGCGGGUGGCCAGUGUGCGGACCGAGUUGUGCGGAUUUGCCAGCACACAAGGAAGCAGAAUGCGCUGUAUUUGCCGCGGCCAACGUCAAAUUUUCGUCUUCAGUGGAAGACCCCACUGCCGAUUGUCCUCAAUAUGAAUGCAUUACUCCGCUGAGACUGUUGCUGACAAUCGGAAGCAAAAUAUGGAAUGACAAGAUUGAGAAAAUGGAGUGUCACUCAAAAGAGCGGAAAGGUGGUGUAGACUGGAAUGCUGACCAGAUCAACAUUGUUAAUUUUCUCCGCGGUCCGUGCAAAUUAGCUGACAGAUUUAGUGAAGAGCAAAUUCACCAAGUCUGUGGGAUUUUGGCUGUGAAUACUUUUGAAGCAUGCUCGCGUGUUAGUGGAGGAAACCCUGUGCGAGCACUCUAUCCGCAGUUUGCCCUUUUGUCGCACAACUGCGUGCCGAACACAGCUCACUCCAUCGGCGCCGACUACAAAGUGCGAGUUCGCACAACUGUGCCUGUGAAAAAGGGUGACGAGCUUUUCAUAACCUACACGCACACGCUUCAGCCGACUUACGCCAGACGACAACAUCUUAAGCUUAGCAAAUAUUUUGAUUGCGAAUGUGCGCGAUGUGCAGACCCCGAAGAGCUGGGCUCCAACCUGAGCACAAUUAAAUGUCCGAAAUGCGAAUGGGGCUGGGUGCGCGCCGAGAAGCCUUUGGACGACGCGUCCGACUACAAAUGCCACAAAUGUGAAUACAAAAUGUCCAAUGCGGAUACCAUGAAGGUGAUGGGCGUCAUCCAAAGGGAGAUUGAAGCGCUGGACCCUGCGGACCUGGAGGUCAGGGAGCAGCUCAUCAAGAAAUAUCACGCCUUCCUCCACCCGAAACACGCGCACCUGACUGCCCUGAAACACUCCCUGUGCCAACUGUACGGCAGGGUGGCCGAAUACACCUUCGAAGAGAUGCCUGACCUUCUCAUGGAGAGGAAAAUUGAGCUUUGCAAACACAUGCUGCAAAUUGCAGACAUUGUCCAGCCUGGCUACUCAAGACUAAGAGGAAUGAUUCUGUACGAAUUACACGCACCGCUCAUAAUGUUGGCGCGCAGUCUGUACCAACAAGACGUGCUGACAGGGUUCGCCCUUCUGACGCGCAUGCAAGAGGCUGAAAGGGUGCUGGCGGAAGCUGUUCACAUUCUUUCAUUUGAAGACCCCGACUCGAUGGAGGGCCAGUUGGCUGCCCAGGCUAGGUUUUCAUUGGAACAGUUGCAGCAGACCAUCAUAAUGCUGCCCCAGCAAAUCGAUAUUAUGGACGGAGAACAGCAUAUUGGUGGUUAACGCUUUGAGGGAUGAAUUUAAAAAAAAAAUUAAGACACUUCUCUAAUUUAAUGUUCAAGGCGUUUAUCGUUAAAUAAUUUAUGCAUUAAAUGUGUAAAUUUAAACGGAUUGUUGGCUUACUUGUGGUGAUUUAUGUAUAAUUUUUAUACCUUAGAAUAAAAUUUCAAUAAAUUAAUGACGUAGCAAAUUUUUUUUUUUUGUAA